GUGGGAUCCACAGGGAGACAAAGAAGAUAUUUGAAGAGGUGGAAAAAGAGCCUGAUUCAUUUGCUGUGCUGGAACUCUCAGGAGCAUGGGGCUCACAGACACUGUGAGGGGCAGCUAAGGAGCACUGGGAGAAGAUUAUGAAGCAAAUGAGAUGUUUGUGGGCAACAAUUCAAGAAAACCAAAGAAAUUUAAAUGAGGAAAGCAGGAAAACCAACCAGUGGAUUAGCCCACAGAGUAGCUUUGCAACUGGCUUUGGGGACUUCCGAAAGCUACCAGCACUGCACUGUGAGACACUCAUCCCUGAGCUGAAUUCAUCUGAUUCGACACCAAGCUUCGGUGAGAACAUAGAUAUAUUUCUGAGGAAAAUGGACUCAGACUUCUCACAUGCCUUCCAGAACGAACUCGCCUGUGUCAUCUGUUUGAACUACCUGGUAGACCCUGUCACCAUCUGCUGUGGGCACAGCUUCUGUAGGCCCUGUCUCUGCCUUUCCUGGGAGGAAGCCCAAAGUCCUGCCAACUGCCCUGCAUGCAGGGAACCAUCACAGAAAAAGGACUUCAAAACCAAUAUUCUUCUGAAGAAUUUAGUGACCAUUGCCAGAAAAGCCAGUCUCUGGCAAUUCCUGAGCUCUGAGAAACAAAUAUGUGGGACCCAUAGGCAAAGAAAGAAGAUGUUCUGUGACAUGGACAAGAGUCUCCUCUGCCUGCUGUGCUCCAACUCUCAGGAGCACGGGGCUCACAAACACUAUCUCAUUGAAGAGGCAGCUGAGGAACACCGGGAGAAACUCUUAAAACAAAUGAGGAUUUUAUGGAAAAAGAUUCAAGAAAAUCGGAGAAAUCUACAUGAGGAGAGAAGAACAGCCUUCCUCUGGAGGGGCGAUGUGGUUUUACGGGCACGGAUGAUCAGGAAUGAGUAUAGGAAGCUGCAUCCAGUUCUCCAUAAGGAAGAAAAACAACAUUUAGAGAGACUGAACAAGGAACACCAAGAUAUUUUUCAGCAACUCCAGAGAAGUUGGGUCAAAAUGGAUCAAAAGAGAAAACACUUGAAAGAAAUGUAUCAGGAACUAAUGGAAAUGUGUCAUAAACCAGAUGUGGAACUGCUCCAGGAUUUGGGAGACAUCGUGGCAAGGAGUGAGUCUGCGCUGCUGCACAUGCCCCAGCCUGUGAAUCCAGAGCUCACUGCAGGGCCCAUCACUGGACUGGUGUACAGGUUCAACCGCUUCCGAGUGGAAAUUUCCUUCCAUUGUGAAGUAACCAGUCACAAUAUCAGGCUCUUUGAGGACGUGAGAAGUUGGAUGUUCAGAGGUGGAUCUUUGAAUUCUGACAGAUCUGACUAUUUUGCUGCAUGGGGAUCCAGAGUCUUCUCCUUUGGGAAACACUACUGGGAGCUGGAUGUGGACAACUCUUGUGACUGGGCUCUGGGAGUCUGUAACGACUCCUGGAUAACGAGGAAUAGCACAAUGGUUGAAUCUGAGGACAUACUUCUUCUUUUGUGUAUGAAGGUGGAUAAUCAUUUCCGUCUCUUGACCACCUUCCCAGUGUUUCCUGUCUAUAUAGAGAAACCUCUGGGCCAGGUUGGUGUGUUUCUUGAUUUUGAAAGUGGAAGUGUGAGUUUUUUGAAUGUCGCCAAGAGUUCCCUCAUAUGGAGUUAUCCGGCUGGCUCCUUAAAUUUUCCUGUCAGGCCUUUCUUUUACACUGUCCACAGAUGAUCAGGAUUAAGAAAACUCACUGUUUGGGAACUCCAUAUACCAGGGAGCCCGUCACUGUUGAUACAAAGAAAUCAUACUGUUCAAAAAAAAAAAAAAAAAUCAUACUGUUCAGGCUUUUUUUUACUUUAGUGUCACUUCAUCUUAUUGCUAUUAAAUAGAAAAUUUGUCAAAUGCAAAACUUUUUGUACAUUUUCUUACAAUUAAAAUAAUCUCUUAAGAGAGUAUUUUAAUUGUAAGAAAAUACUUAUUGUGAUUUUCAAGUGUUUGUGAAUUUAUUGGAUGGAAUUCUAGAAAUAUGUGGGUGUGUGAUUCCAACUUAAUGAUCCCAUUCAGGAACAAAUUUUGCACACCAUGGACAGACGGGGUUUUGUACAAUGCACUUGUAAGUGUGGGGGUUCCCUCCUAUUAAUACAGUAAAUUCUACACCUCAUCA
This is a messenger RNA of Symphalangus syndactylus (siamang), 2139 nucleotides long. Its product is annotated as tripartite motif-containing protein 43. Lineage: Eukaryota; Metazoa; Chordata; Mammalia; Primates; Hylobatidae. The record is from RefSeq and is a predicted model, not a curated record. Gene Ontology annotation, molecular function: zinc ion binding; protein binding.